This is a messenger RNA of Didymella exigua CBS 183.55, 1176 nucleotides long. RefSeq lists its product as uncharacterized. The transcript is spliced from 2 exons. Bases 161 to 967 code for a protein of 268 amino acids. Lineage: Eukaryota; Fungi; Ascomycota; Dothideomycetes; Pleosporales; Didymellaceae. The record is from RefSeq and is a predicted model, not a curated record.
GCCGGACAUGUUGCUGGCUGGUGCGGCGGGGGCAGGCAGGCAGCUGGUGUGCUGGUGGUGUGACACUUGACGUGGCCCCAGGUGGUGCUGUUGCUCCGCGGACCUGGGUGCAGCUGCGUCUCUGUUUUGCUUAUCACGCCGACUUCACGCCGUCGCACGCAUGGCAGUCGUCACGGCAGGCGUCGUCGACGAAACUCUAGGUCUCUUGUGCCGUGGUGUGGUUUGCGGGGGACCUGGUGCUGGGAAAGCGUAUGCGGCAGCAAGGCAAUGGCAGCAAGCGCGCAGCGGAAACGUGCAGCGGAACAAGGGUGCAGGCGUCUGGCGGGACGAGCGGUGCCGCGCGCGAUGUCACUGCGGCGCGAUGCUGCUGCGAGUGUGCGACUGGGCGUCUGCGCUAUGCAAGCAAGCAACGAGUGUUUGGAGCGAAGGUUUGGCUGGGCGUCCUCGUGUUUUCAGGGUCUGGGCUGCGAAGUCUGCGAAGUUCGCGGGGAGGAAGGAGGAGCUCGGUCAUGCACACACGGGCCUCACUGCGCCCGCGAAGGGAUCGAUGGUCCAAAUUUACUUGGUGUGGAGGCUCACGGCGGAAAGGCCAGGCAGUGACCAUAAAAUGAGUGUGGGGGGAGCGGCAAAGCAGAAGGAUGAGGAUGUUGCGCCGCGAACAGGAAAGGGGUUCACGCGCCGUGCACUUUCGAAAGCGCGCACAUCAAAUCACACCCAUGGUGGAGAGCCAUCCUCGAAGCGGCACAGUGGGUCGCAGCGCCUAUCCGCGCUCACCCCUGCGCACGUCGGCUGCUGUAGGUGGAGCAUUUGGGCUGCGUGGAGCCUCGCCAGAAAGUCGUCAUGGCACGGCUCUGGGCUCUGGGCUCUGGGCUCGAGUCUGUCUUUCGACGCUGCUUUGGCGGUCUGUCCGUCUCUCGCGGCGCUGUUGAGUCUGCUGCCCCUGCGCAGAUACGAGACUGUGGAGUAGUCCUCGAGCUUGGAGCAACUGUUUUGCUGCGCCGCACUGAUUCGGAAAUACCCAAGCCCCAUCAAGCCUCGUUCCUGCAAAUAAUCCACACAGUCACGCUCCAUAGGCCACCCAGACUUGAAAUAAUCUCCGAGUCACAAAAUGGCUGUCCACAUCUGCAUCCUCCUGCAUCCUCCUGCAUCCUCAUUCUCAACAACAACGCGCUGUAA